Molecule: messenger RNA, 1440 nt
Organism: Castor canadensis (American beaver)
Lineage: Eukaryota; Metazoa; Chordata; Mammalia; Rodentia; Castoridae
Gene: Mblac2
Product: metallo-beta-lactamase domain containing 2
Source: RefSeq, a predicted model, not a curated record
UGGCCCGACUCUUUCUGCGCCGGCUGGGAUUGCGCAUCGCCGCCAGCCGGUGGGGAGGAGGACGACUUGGCGCUUCUCGCGCAUCGCUUAGGGUCUCUGCAGUCAGACCCCGGGAGUGAGCAAAGUGUCGCUCCUGCGUCUCCAGACUGCUGCAGUGCCCUCUGCGUUAACGCUUCCCGAGCGCGGCAGCAGAGGCUGCGGCAGCUCCUGCGUCCUGCUCCUGGCAGCGCAGCCUUGGCCCUCUGCGGACCUGGCGGGAGGGUGCGGGAGCUGAAGCCCUGGGCAGAGUCUGCGCGCGUCCUGCCUGCUGUUCCCUCCCCCGCACCCCGCCCCCUCUCUCCGCGCCUCCUCCCUGGCUGCGGGCAGAGCACUUCGCACUGUCGCAGCGCCAGGCGUCUGGACAGCCUGUAGGAGGCACACGCGCCCACACCCACCCUGCCCAGCCGUACCCCUGUCCAGCAUGUCGGCGCUCGAGUGGUACGCCCACAAGUCGCUGGGCGAUGGCAUCUUCUGGAUUCAAGAACGUUUCUACGAAUCGAGCAACCGCGCUAACAUCUGGCUGGUGCGCGGCUCCGAGCAGGACGUGGUGAUUGACACCGGCCUGGGGCUGCGCAGCCUCCCGGAGUACCUAUACUCCUCCGGCCUCUUGCAGGACUGCGGAGCCAAAGAAGAUGCGGCGCGGAGACCGCUGCUGGCCGUGGCCACCCACGUGCAUUUCGACCAUUCCGGCGGGCUCUACCAGUUCGAUCAGGUGGCGGUGCAUCACGCCGAGGCCGAGGCCCUGGCUCGCGGGGACAACUUUGAAACCGUGACCUGGCUCUCCGACAGUGAGGUGGUGCGGGCGCCCAGCCCUGGCUGGAGGGCCAGGCAGUUCCGCGUGCAAGCGGUGCAGCCCACCCUCAUCCUGCAGGAUGGGGAUGUGAUCAACCUUGGUGACAGACAGCUCACUGUCAUGCACAUGCCAGGUCACUCCAGGGGCAGUAUUUGCUUGCAUGACAAAGACCGAAAGAUUCUCUUCAGUGGAGACGUCGUGUAUGAUGGAUCACUGAUUGACUGGCUUCCAUACAGCAGGAUAAAUGACUACGUUGGAACUUGUGAACGUCUAAUAGAAUUAGUGGACAGAGGUCUGGUGGAGAAGGUGCUUCCAGGGCACUUCAAUACCUUUGGUGCUGAAAGGCUUUUUCGAUUGGCUUCUCACUAUAUUUCAAAAGCUGGGAUAUGUCACAAAGUGUCUACCUUUGCCAUGCGAUCUCUUGCAAGUUUAGCCCUACGUGUAACAAACUCUAGGACCUCACCCUAAUAUCUAUAAUAAUAAUCUAUUUUCAUUAACUAUGUAAACUAACCCAAUUCAUUUUGUGCUGUUUAAAAUGGUUAAUAGUGAGCCUUUCAAGAAGUGCUUUUAUACAGUUAUUGCAUAUUAAAGAUUGAGAAUGAAUAAGC